AUGCAGGGGAACUAUACACCUAAGGUUAACGGGAAUGGUGGAUUGAUCUACCCAGGCAACCUUGUAAGGUUUCGGGUGGGGUUCAGGUUUAAGGCCCGUUCGAGCAACAACGCUCUUGACAACCACGUUCAUGCAACUCCCGCUGUCUAUGGCGACGUGGCAGUUGUUGCCCUGAUGACAUGUGCAAGUGAUGAAAAUAUUAGUUCGCUGCCAAUCAUCACUGCCUUUGGUUGUGAGACCAUGCAUCGCAAAAUACGAAGCUUAAGGUCAACAGACUCAUCGGCGUCCUCAUCAGAUAUGGUAGAUAACAAUGGGAAAGGAAAACUUGAUUAUGGAGAAUUUGUUGCUCUAUCCCUCCAUCUAAGAAAAAUGGCCAAUGAUGAGCAUCUUCACAAGGCCUUCUCCUAUUUUGAUAAGGAUGGCAAUGGUCAUAUUGAUCCAGCAGAGCUUCAGGAUGCAUUGAUGGAGGAUGGAGCCAUAACAAGUGCAGAUGUGGCAAAUGACAUCUUCCAAGAAGUAGAUACCAACAAGGAUGGGAAAAUCAGCUAUGAUGAAUUUGCUGCAAUGAUGAAAACUGGAACAGACUGGAGGAAGGCUUCUCGGCACUACUCAAGAGGAAGGUUUAAUAGCCUCAGUGUAAAGCUGAUGAAGGAUGGUUCUUUAAAUGCAGACCGUGAGUAGCAUACAGCUGAGGUGCAUCUCACUGGCCAAUACAAGCAAAGUCCUUGGGACAAUUUCCAGUUAUACAUGAAACUUUUUCUUUCACUUGCUCUUGAUUUUUUUAGGAGUGGGGGGGUUAAUUCAGCUGGCCCCUUUUGAUUGGUGGCUGACAGUAACCCUGGAGAGGUGAGUUAAUUGGUGUCCACAUAAUGUAUGUUGUAUGAUUUUAUCCUUCUUAACAUGUAAUCUCCUGCAAGUAUUCCAUUCCAUGUGCAGAACUUGUAUUCGUGAGGUUUGUGGCAGUGAAGCAUUUCCUUGUAAAAUAAAACUGUCUUUUAGGUUUGGUGUUCCAUUGCCUGUUGGGGUGCGGUUAGGAUGAGAAGAGCUUUAGUUUAUACUAGUGCUGAUGUGAACUGUUACUAACUGUGAUAACCACUGUUAUGUACUGCAGGAGUUAUAAGCCAACAAUCUUGACAAUGUUACUACGUGUUUUAGUUUA
Molecule: messenger RNA, 1159 nt
Organism: Macadamia integrifolia
Lineage: Eukaryota; Viridiplantae; Streptophyta; Magnoliopsida; Proteales; Proteaceae
Product: calcium-dependent protein kinase 13-like
Exons: 3
Coding region: 1-681 (226 amino acids)
Molecular function (GO): enzyme regulator activity; calcium ion binding
Source: RefSeq, a predicted model, not a curated record